GGAGACGCUGACUCCAGGAGCGGGAGACUGGGGCAGGGGUUGGCUCCCCACGACAGGGAUGGGGUGGGCGUGCGGCGUUGCUAGGAAACGUGCCAGUGUGACCCCAGGCUCGCGAGGACUGCUCGGUGUCAUCGCUGCAGGUCUCGGGAACCUUCCUUAGAGAAGUGUACUACUACGGGCCAGGACGGAAAGGCCUGAUUCGGGCUUACCGAGACACCGAUUUGGGGCCCAUCUGACACUUCUCUGACUUUUUUGGAUCCUGAAUGUUAAUGGGAGAUGGCAAGGCAAUUCUGGGGCGAGAAGAGUCUGGCUGGGGAAGAUUGACACGAACAAGGCCCUGUUGAGGAACGAAGACUCUAGGACAGUGAGAGCCCGCUUCGUAAUUCCUUGGAUCCACAAAUUUGAGAACUAGACGGAGACUGUGCUCCUUAACUUUGCGGGAGAAUUAACAAAAGUUACCCAGAGAAGGAGAAACCAGCAAAGGAGACUCUUGACACAGACAAGACCACAAAGAUGAAAGGAGAAGGAAACCUAAUAUUCUCAAAUAAUGGGACCCACCUUCAUAAUCCAUGAGAUUCAUCCACCUAUUUGCCUGCCUCUUACCCACUAAGACUUGGCUCAGUCUCUCCGUCCCUUUUCCAGCUAUCAGUGCUUUUUGACUUGUGCACAGAUGACAACAGCAACACGACAAGAAGUUCUUGGCCUCUACCGCAGCAUUUUCAGGCUUGCGAGGAAAUGGCAGGCAGCAUCAGGGCAGAUGGAAGACACCAUCAAAGAAAAACAGUACAUACUAAAUGAAGCCAGAACACUGUUCCAGAAAAACAAAAAUCUCACAGACACAGACCUCAUUAAACAGUGUAUAGAUGAAUGCACAGCCAGGAUUGAAAUUGGACUGCAUUACCAGAUUCCUUAUCCAAGGCCAAUUCAUCUGCCUCCUAUGGGCCUCACCUCAGUACGAGGCCGGGGACUUCGAAGCCAGGAGAAACUGAGGAAACUUUCUAAACCAGUAUAUCUCAAGUCUCAUGAUGAAAUUUCCUAAUCCAGAAAAAAGGUUACUUCUGGGAAUGAUGAGCCAACGAGGUCUUCAAUGUAAACCAGAAGACAAAACACUUCCUGGUUAGGGUCAAAACUUUAAGUAUCAUCUUAAAGCUUCCAAAAUGGAUACUCACUACAUGAUGUGUGCCUACGUAUUCCUAGGGAUUGUCAGGGUCUUGCUCGGUGAAUGGGUGACAUUAAUCCUGGAAGUCAUGGACCUUACAUCCUCACUGAAGUCACCUUUGGAAACAAGACUGAGGCCUAUGGGAGGAAAGCGGAAGGAUUGAAAAGCUUUUUUUGUCAUGGGAAUGCCCUUCACCACAUAUGCCAACUUUAGCCCAUUGCUGAAAGUUCUUAUGGCUACUGUAAAGCUAUAUAGUACUCAUAGAAUAUUUUUAGACUUAUUCCAAGUUAUAUAUUUGUUUAAAAGUGGUUUUUCUUGUUUGUGCAUUUUUUUUUAAUUCAUCCAGUUUUCAGAUAACUACACUAAGAAAUGCAUCAUUGGAUUGAUCAUGGAUUUUCAUGGAAAUUUUAUAUGAAAACUCAUUCCUGUCUUAAUUAAAUGCAUGGUUACCUUAUCUUAAAUCCUGGGAUUACUUAGGAUAUACCUAGGAUUUGAAAAGCAAACUUAAAACUCACACUGCAUUCAUUAUGAGUAUUUUAUCUUAAUGUAAAUUGAAAAGUACAAGGGCCAAGCUGCCUCUCAAAUUAUGUCUAAAUAGAAAUAAAUAAGUAGAGAUGAAAACAGAAAGGAGUCAGGUGAGAAUCUCAAUGGCAAGCCACAAGUCACUUGUUCAUCAUUUCAUUCCCUUUUAUCCAAAGAGGAUGGGCAAUACCAAUAAACACAAGUCUUUACCAGU
Tupaia belangeri chinensis (Chinese tree shrew) is the source of this 1895-nucleotide messenger RNA. It is a transcript of the gene LYRM1, whose product is annotated as LYR motif containing 1. The record is from RefSeq and is a predicted model, not a curated record. NCBI's taxonomy places the organism in Eukaryota, Metazoa, Chordata, Mammalia, Scandentia, Tupaiidae. Gene Ontology annotation, cellular component: mitochondrion. The transcript has 5 exons. The coding region runs from base 671 to 1039 and encodes 122 amino acids.